AUAGUCGUUCGAGGAUGGCGAAAAGCAGCACACCGCGCAGUGCACGUGGCCGCCUGGCCACGCUCGUUUUCCUCCUUAUCGUCGCGUCGCUCGGGGAAGCGUCGGUGCUGCAGCGUCAGCGUCGGGAUUUCGUGAUCCCGGAUUGGAUCGAGAUCGUUGACGAACCUGUCGCCGAGAACUCGAAGACCAUCCAGAGAGCGGUGAGGGUGAGAGACGCGAAGGUGUCUUACGAUGGCGCCCAAGUGUGGAGGGUGAAUGCUGCCGAAGGCCAGUCCGUCUCCAGCGUUGCCACGGACUUCCAGGAGGCUGGACUAUUUUCCGUAUGGCUGGGUAACGAGACAGCAGUCGACGUGAUGGUCCGCUCGGAAGAAAUUCCCAGAGUCGCUCGUUACUUGAAACAGAAGGACCUUGAAUAUAAUAUAGUGAUCGAGGACCUGCAGAAAGAGAUAGACGAAGAAAAUCCAGUGCCAUCCGAAGAGGAAAUGCAGGAGAUGGAGGGUCGUUUCGGUCAUCGGAUGGAAUGGACCAGUUACCACAGACUCGACGACAUACACAGCUACCUUCAUUACCUGGCCGAAACCUUCCCCGCGGUCUGCUCUGUCGUCAGCAUUGGAAACUCUGUCGAAGGAAGAUCUCUGAAGGUACUCAGAAUCAGUAACGGGAAGCCGAACGCCCCCGCAUUGUGGAUCGACGGCGGUAUUCACGCGAGAGAAUGGAUCUCGCCAGCUGCGGUGACCUACAUCAUUGACUAUUUGGUGGACAACAGCGACAGCCUCGAAGCUGACUAUUACAUCCUCCCCGUAGCCAAUCCCGACGGCUACGAGUACACUUUCACGAGAGACCGACUAUGGCGCAAGAACAGGAGACGAGCGAUUGGUAGUUCCUGCACCGGUGUAGACCUUAAUCGAAAUUUCGGCUACCGAUGGGGUGGCAAAGGGACCAGCAAGGACCCCUGUCGGGAGAUCUACGCGGGUUCUGGACCAUUCUCCGAGCCCGAGACCAACGCCAUCAGGAACUUCUUCGAAGCCAGCGCUGCUAAUUUCAAGGCAUACCUGACCUUCCACAGCUACGGCCAGUUCAUUCUGUACCCAUGGGGCUACGACAGACGGGUUCCACCUGACUAUGCCGACCUCGAGAAUGUCGGUAGGGACAUGGCAAUGGCGAUGAGGAAGGCAGGCGGGGAGAAUAGCGCCUACACCGUCGGGAACAGCGCGACCACCCUUUACGCAGCAUCGGGAGGCUCCGACGACUGGGCCAAGGCCAUCCUGAAGAUGAAGUACACCUACACGAUCGAGUUGAGGGACACCGGGAAGCAUGGUUUCGUUUUACCAUCCCGCUACAUCAUCCCAACGGCGAAGGAGGCUUUGGCUGCUGUGUUGGUCGUCUCGGAAGCUUGCAAGAGCUUGUAAUUAGCUGGGAUGAUUGGACAGUUUGAAGAGUCGAUCUCGACGGUCGUGAUGCUUGUAUAAAUAUGAUCGUUAGCGUAUCUGUAUCGUGUACCUGCGCACCGUGGAUGUGCCGUGUGGCAACGUUUAUGUGAGAAUUAUUUAUUUAAUAAAAACAGAUGGAAGAUCGCUCGGCUGGAUAGCUUGGCUCCUGGAUAAGGAGCGUUUUUAUUUGCAAGUCGGUUACGAUACAGAAAGAAGGAUCGCGAAGUGGGUGGGGAGACGAACGCGAUAAGAACGAUCGGUCUAUCGAAGAUACGUUGUCUUUUAAUGCCGCAUAUUUUUAACAAUGCAUUCUGCAAUCUCCGCGAGGAAUUCGAUCACUUAAUUCUAUCUAUUUAUCGGAACGAAGUACGUGUAUUUAUAACACAGUUGUCAGGAAAUUCUUCUUAAUCGGUGUAGUCCGAUUAGGAGUGUGAUAACAUCGACGAGCAGCGAUUAGGAAUAAUUUAACAUGAUCACGAUGAUCCACGUCACGAACGCGGACACUCUCGUGUAAACCGAGGGGGCGUUCUUACCACCGCAGGGGAACAGUCCCCAGGAAACUAUGCCGACCACUUCCGCUUCGCCGAAAUCGUUCCUUCUCACCAGAGGACCUCCGGAAUCGCCCUAAAAAAUAACGUAAAUAAUUCGGUAAAAUAUUAAUCCAAUUUUUUGUUGUUAUAAUUCAAGAUUCAAGUUACUUUCUUCUCCAUUUGGGUCAUUUUACUAGCUGCAAUUCUUUUGGAUUGACAGUUGUAGAUAUGAUUUAUUGCAGAUAUGAAAAUUCAUAUUUCAUCUUUCUAUUGGUACCUUUUAUUGGUUAUAAUAUUCUUAUCUUUUAUUGGUUGUGACAUCUUAUAUUUUAAAAGUCGAGGAAUAAUAAAAUCAUGUACAAACAAAUGCCACGCUAUAUCUUCGAAUGCACUUUAUAACGUAUUAACAAUGGACAUUGAAAACGUAAUCUCAGAAUAAAGACUACCUUGCAAGCUGACAAGCUUCCAUCCAAAGGUCCGGUGCAAAUAUUUGUCGGAUGCAGAGGAUUCUUGUCUUUCCUCUUCAGACUCUUGUCCAAUGUGAGUUUGCACAAAGCGUAAUCGACGAUAGGCAACACGGCUGCCUGCAGCUUCUCCGGGGUCUUUGGACGUCGUGUUCUUCCGAUACUACCCCACCCACUCAGCAUGACAUCUCCGGAUGGUAUCGAGUCCGGAUAUGGCAAAGCCACAGUCGAAACGAAUGGGUUCAGGUCGAAAGGCUGUUCUAGGCUCAUCAGGGCAAUGUCGUACGGUGCUACGGUCCUGGAGCAAUCAUUUUUAAACGAAACUUAGGUGAUACAAGAGCUUGGAAUAUUUUAGAAUAAGGAGGAACUAAAUGUUACCAAAUAGAAUUAUUCUCAUGUAUAACUAUAAAUUUAAUUUUUAAUUUGUAAUGUUUUGAUUAUGUAUGAAAAAGGGAAUUUGCUUAGUUGUAAUUUACUUCAGUGUUACAGCAUGGGUGCAUUUAUUCUGCCUUCGUCUGGAAACAAUGAAGUCGCAAGGUGUAUAGUUUUAUAAUUAAAUGAAACAGUCGAGCAGCUGAACUGCAUUUUUCAAUCUAUUUGAAACUAAUUGAGCGCGUUGUUAAAAUAAAAUAAAAUAAAAUACAAUUAAAUUAA
Molecule: messenger RNA, 3078 nt
Organism: Megalopta genalis
Lineage: Eukaryota; Metazoa; Arthropoda; Insecta; Hymenoptera; Halictidae
Product: carboxypeptidase B
Biological process (GO): proteolysis
Molecular function (GO): zinc ion binding; metallocarboxypeptidase activity
Source: RefSeq, a predicted model, not a curated record